GCACAUACCACAAGCGUCGUUACAUGUUAAUGUGUAACAAAAGAUCCGGAGCCAUCAAAUCUCCCCGCCUCGGUUCACACACUUCACCAUUACGACUAACUACUCCUAUAUUACUAGCAUUCUCCGCUCGCUCGCUCGUUGCCCGGAUCCCUCGUCGCUACUUUCCAACAUUUCUACCAUGCCUAAGCUGCCGGGGAAAAUCCAUAAUCCUGCACCUUUCUUCCUCUUCAUCCUUCUUUGUUUUUCCUUCAUUAUUUCAGCUACGUCCGGCCUCACCUUUUCAUCAGAUGUAACGGCCCUUAAAGCCUUCAAAGCCGCUAUCAAGCCCUCUUCAAUUAAGCCAUAUUCAUGCCUUGGCUCCUGGAACUUCUCCAACGACCCUUGCUCCAUUCCUCGGGCUUAUUUCUCCUGCGGUCUUUUAUGCAGUGGCAACAGAGUAACCCAGCUCACCCUCGACCCGGCUGAUUACGCCGGCACCCUGACUCCACUCAUUUCCAAGCUCACUCAGCUCCUCACGCUCGACCUCUCAACCAACAAAUUCUCCGGCCCAAUCCCACAGCUCUACUCCCUAACCAAUCUACAAACUCUUGUACUCCGAUUCAACUCCUUCUCCGGCACAGUCCCACCCUCUUUAACCGCGCUUAAAUCCCUCGAGACGGUUGAUCUCUCGCACAAUUAUCUUUCGGGAUCGCUGCCCAACUCGUGGAGCUCGAUCGGCAGCUUGAGAAGGCUCGACCUGAGUUACAACAAACUCACCGGUUCACUCCCCAAGCUCCCGCCCAACCUCAUUGAGCUGGCGAUCAAAGCCAAUUAUCUGUCCGGGCCGCUUUACAGGACUUCAUUCCAGGGGUUAACUCAAUUGGAGGUUGUUGAACUCAGCGAGAACUCGUUUUCCGGGACACUCGAAGCUUGGUUUUUUCUCUUGCCUGCUUUGCAGCAGGUGGACUUGGCGAAUAACAGCUUCACGCGGGUCGACAUCUGGAAGCCUAAGAAUGGGAACAGCGACCUGGUGGCCGUCGAUCUGGGAUUUAACAGAAUCGAAGGGUAUUUGUCCGUAAAUUUCGCGGCGUACCCUUUGUUGUCGUCUCUGUCAUUGCGUUACAACCGGUUUCGUGGACCAAUCCCGUGGGUGUACAGCAAGAGGGAGUCAUUGAAGAGGCUGUUUUUGGAUGGGAAUUUCUUGAAUGGGUCGCCGCCGGCGGGAUUUUUCAGCGCGGGGACGUCAGUUUCUGGCAGUUUAGGGGACAAUUGCCUACAAAAAUGCCCGGUUUCUUCGCAACUUUGCUUGAAAUCGCAGAAGCCUUCGGCCAUUUGUCAGCAUGCCUACGGGGGGAAACCAAGGUCCUAGUGUCAGUCAAUUGUCUUCAAUUUUUUGUUUUUGUUUUUUACUUUUUGGAAAAAAAAAAAAAACCUGUACAACACAAUUUUCAUUUUCAAAGAUCGUGUAAGAUAAAAUAUACUAGAGCUAGUGUUUUAUUCUAUUCUAUUUUACUUUUUUUUUGUGUUGUGUGGAGACUGGAUUUUAGAUAAUCCGAAGUAUAAAAUGUUGCAUAGUUUUAAUAAUAAUAUCCUUGUGGAAUAAA
Messenger RNA from Coffea arabica (coffee), 1583 nucleotides. RefSeq names its product protein STRUBBELIG-RECEPTOR FAMILY 7-like. Lineage: Eukaryota; Viridiplantae; Streptophyta; Magnoliopsida; Gentianales; Rubiaceae. Gene Ontology annotation, molecular function: protein binding. The record is from RefSeq and is a predicted model, not a curated record.